UUAGUUUUGUUCGGUAAUUCGGCGCGUAAGCAGCAAGAAAAUUAGAAUUUUCCGUAUUAGCGCAUUUUUGCAGGCAAUAAUCGCCAGACUCGCAGCAGAAAAGCGUUUAAAUAAAAUACAAAAACAACAAAUAUUCAACUGAGAGUCGUUCGUCGUGUAUUACGAGUCAGUCGUGUGUCCGCGCGAUUUUGUGUUUUUUUUUCGAAUUUUGUUUUAGUAUUCCUCGUGUUGUUGUUUAUUGCCGGCAAUUUAGCGCCCAAAAUGGUGGGAGCGUAAAUUAGAUUGCGAGAGCGCGCGUGAGAACGUAUAAAACUAGAAAAAACACAAUAAAAAUAAUACUAAUUAAAACAAAAUCAAAUCGGUUUAAUAUCAAUUCGUGUAUUUAAGUAUCUCCCAUGGAUGCAGCUGAGUGCCGUGCGAAAACACUAAAGUGAGCGAAACAUAAAUACUCGUACCUAUCUAACGGUAAUAGUGAGUGUUCACGUUUUCUCGGCACACUCGUGCAUUAUUUUGGAUUUGCACGUCGGCAAUAAUGUAAUGAUUACUCUCCAGCAAUUGUAUUUGAAUUUGUCUGAAAACAAAUUCUGGAUUUAUUGACAAUUACUUCGUAAAGUUGCUGUAAUAUUUCGCUGCUGGUUUACUUCCUCAACGCUCGCAUCGGGGCGCCUGGCCAUUGUGCUCCAAAAGCGUCUGACGGCGAAUUCGUUUCAGUUGGCGUGCGCUGAUCAAUUGACGUUGACUUGGUGAGAUCGCUUGUCGGCCAAGUACAUAUAUACUUAGAAAUACGUACAUAUAUACAUAAAUAUAUAUGUAAAUAUAUACUAGUGCGGCGUGUGCAGUGUUGAAAGAUCAAAGCGCCUAAAUUUUGAAAAUUUCGCAAAAAUUGGAACUUCUCAUGAAAGGAAAUUGCGCAAAAAGUGUUUAAAGUGUUUUUUGUUUUUGUAAUUACAAUAGUGUCUGUCUGCAAUAUGCGCUGAAGUGUCACAGUGUGCUACAAAAGUGUGCGUUCGGUAAUAAAAAAUAAUAAUAAUAAUAACAACAACAAAAUCUUGUAAAUUUACCUACAUAUAAACUUGAGUAAUUAGUGUUGUGCAAAAUUGCGUUGCAAAUGCCCAAUGUAAGGCAUUUCCGGCGCUGCUAAACAAGCUAAAACCGUCUAAAUUGACUUCGCCCAGUUUUGUGCAGUGUCUGUGAGUGUAUAUGUGUUAGUGUUUGUGUAGUAGUGUAGGCAGUGUUUGUGCAAAAGAAGUGCUUGAAAUAAUGAAAUAUACUAAAUACAACAAUCAUUGUAUUUUGCUUGUUGAAAAAACAACAACAACAAUUUAAAAAAUUACAACAACAAAUGCGAAUUUAAUUGAAGUGACGGAUUUAACCUUCAGCAAAAAAAAUCAUACUUAGGUGUUUUUAAGAAUUACAACAACAAUAAAAAUUGUAUGUAAAAAAUUACAACAACCACAAAAAAUAAUAAUUUAAUUGAAUCACCAAAAUCAUAAUAAAAUCAUACUUAAGUGAAUUAAAAAAUUACAAAACAAUAACAACAACAAAGUUUUAAUAAUAACUUACAACAACAAUAAUAAAAUUUUAUUAAAUCAACAAAAUCAUUAAAAAACCUUACUUAAGUGUAUUCAAGCAUUGCAAUAACAACAACAAAGUUUUUAUUGAAAACUUACAACAACAACAACAAGAAUAUAAAUUUUAUUGAAUCGAAAAAUAAUAAAAAGUCCAACAACAACAAAAACUUCCAAUUGCUUUAGUGUAGUGUCCAUGUGUAUUUUGUGUUGCAUUGGUGUUAGUGUUACCGAUUUUUCUGGUCGCGAGUGUGUGUGUGUCUUUCUACAACAACAACAACAACGCAAUUAACCACCGCCAACAAUCAAGCAGUCGCCACUAAACAGCUUAGCGGCCUAAAAUAACAAUCAUCAUCAGAAACAAUAACAACAACAACCGAUCAUCAUAACAAGCAACAACGACGAGGCGUGUAAACUAAAGCUACGGAAUUCCAAAAGUAACUUCAACGCUUGAGUCCACCAACAAAGCGCUGCCAUUCUAAGCGUAAGAAGCGCAGAAUAAGCGUUUUCUCAGAGCUUUGAAAUUGAUUUUGCUCCAAACGCGCCGACACGCAACUACAUAUAUACAUAUUUACAACAACAACAACAAAAAAUAAUUAUUUUUAUUGUACUCACAAACAAUAACAACAAUCAAUGCUGGUCGCUGGAUGGCUUAAAUAUGGAUAUUUCAAUUAUCACCUCCUCCAUAGCGGCUGCGUUUAGACGCGGCAUAGCUGCCAAAUCAUUUGCCGCCGCUAAAAUGAGUUUCUCCGUGGUAGCGAGCACUCGUUUAUCGCUGGAAGACACGCUACACAAAAAAUGACAGGAAAGCAGUGACCAACUGACACACAUUUGUUGUUGGAGAAUUUGCAAAAAUAUAUUAAAAAAUGUAGCAUUUUUGCAAUCGCAAAUAAAGAGCAACAAAUAAAUAAAUAAUAAUCAAGGAGAAGUAAAUGUAGCGAAAACGCACAAUAUCAAAUAAGUAAGAAGAAGUAAAAGCAAAAAUAAAACACAAAAAUACGCACAUUUGGCAAUAAAGCGUAUAAAGAGAGCAAAGUAGGUGUGUGUAAAAUACACAAAAACGAGAUAAAGUUAGUAAAGAAAGUAGAAGUAAGAAGAAAGUGGAGUGCAAGGUGCGAAGGAAAAUAAUUCGUUUUGAACAAGUGAGAAAAGAAAAGCCUUCAAAAUUAAACGCAACAAUAAGAAGAAACCCCACAGCAAUCAUCCAUCCAGUUUGAUGAAAAACAUGGACAAAAAUGCCGGCGGCGACGGCAGCGAUGGUAAAUCGGGUGUCGGCGUCGGUCUGGGUGGGGGCGGCAGUGGUAAGGCCGGCUCUAGCGCCAGUGGGGGCGGUGGAGCCGGAGUGCACGAUCCCUCCGCAUUGUUGGAUGCUGCCUCGCUAUUCGCUUAUUGGGGCCGUGAUCCAACAAGCGCUGCCGCAGCCGCUUCCAAUCCGCUAUUCAAUUCACAAUUCAAUGCUGCCGCAGCAGCCGGCUUGGGCUUGUUGCAGAAUCCGGCUAGCGCAGCAAAUGAUCGAUAUUCGAUAGCAGCUGCUGCAGCGGCCGCCGCAUCACAUCAUCAUCAGAAUACCAUGGCAGUGGCGGCAUCUCAGGCGGCCAGUUUGGCUAGUCUGCAUCCAGCAAGUGAGUUAAACUGUUGGUGGUCUAUGGCCCAACUGGCAGCUCAAGACUAUUUCACCCGCCUGCAAGCUUCCGGCCUCUCGCCGUUCGCACAUCCUGAUGUGAUGGCCGCCUUUGGGCCAGCAGCACUGGGUCUUGGCGGUGCGGCCGGUACCGGUGGUACAGGCGUCAACAGUGCUGGUGGCGGUGUCGGUGCUCUGGGUGCCGGUACGGGUGGCAGUAAUGUUGGCAGUGGCAGCAGUUCUUCGUCAAGCAGUAAAUCAAGUAAAUCCCGCAAAGAGAAACGUCAGCAACAGCAGCAGGCUCAACAACAGCAACAACAGAAUUUAGCUGCAGCUGCAGCGGCGGCAGCAGCCGCGGCUGUUAGUGCUAAUCCGGCCGCGGCUUUGGCUGGCAUGCACGGUUUGGUGGGUGCGGGCGGUUCGCUUAACCCCUCCUCGAUGGGUAUGGGUGGUAGUGGCAGUACAGGCAAUACCACUGGUGUUGGUGGUAGCAGUGGCGGCAGUAGUUCGUCGUAUAAAUCGAGUUCAACCAGCUAUAGCAAACCAUCUGUGAGUCCGGUUUUACCGCCGCCACCCGGUUCGGCAUACGAUCCGGUGCAGCUGCACAAAGAAUUGUUGGCAAUGCAAGUGGCAGCCGCGUCUGGUGGCUCUUCCAGUUCCUCAUCGUCGAAGAAAUCCUCAUCACAUCAUCACACACAGUCUCACCAGAGCAGCAGCAACAACAAUAGCGGUGGUGGUGGUAUCGGCGGUGGCAGUGGUGGUAGCAGUGGCUUAGGCAUGUCCAGUGGCGCUUCCUCUUCGCUUGGCGGCAGCAACAACAAUAACUCUAAUAAAAACUCACCCAUGAGUAAUGUCGGCAAUGCGGCCAUGCAUCAUUUGAGCGCUUUGGGUGGCAAUGUGGGCGGCAGCAAUUCCACGGCGCAUCACAUAAAUGCGUUAAUGUCGCCGCACGGUUCAUUGGGUGGCAGCAGUGGCAUGGGCAGCGGUGGCAGUAAUAUGGGUGCUAGCAGUAGUGGUGGCAGCAAUAGUUCGGCUUCGAGCAGUAAAGCAGAACGUGACAAGAAUAACGCUUCGUUGAAUGCGCUCAGCUCGCUUUCGCAGUUCGGUGCGCUCGGCAUGAGCCCACAGCAGAGCAUGCAGGCCGCAAUGAAUGCGUUCGCCGCAUCCAACCCUGCAGCUGCGGCCGCAGCAGCAGCAGCCGCGUCGGCAGCGGUCGGUGGUGGCAAAGGUGGCAAAGAUUACAUGCCAAGUGGUAUACUCAGUGCUGCACUGGAAGGAAACGAUCACCAAUCCUUACUGGGUGUACGACUGCCGCCCGAUACGGAGAUUAUCAAGUAUACAUCAUCGAUUGUUGGUCCCAAAAUACCCGGUACUACUUCACGUGGUCGCAAGAAAACUAUUUCUGACGAACAACAACAGCAACAACAAUUACUCGCACAACAACAACAACUGCAGCAACAGCAAUUGCAAAAGCAGGAGUUGGACGCCACAAAUGCGCUCUCCUCGCUACUCUCCAUACCGGGACUGAGUCCGGCUAAGCGUGCACGCCUUGAAAUGGAGUAUGCUGCAAUGGCGGCAGCGGUGAAUGUAGCACAACAGCAACAACACCAGCAGCAGCAGCAACAACAGCAGGCGCAACAACAACAGCAGCAGCAACAAGCGCAACAACAGCAACAGCAGCAACAACAGGCGCAGCAACAGCAACAAGCACAACAACAAUUGCAACAACAGCAUCAGCAUGCUUUGAAUGUUGCCGCAGCUAGCGGUUUUGGUGGUAUCGGUGUUGGUGGCACAAAUACCACUACCGCAGCACAAGCAGCAGCAGCGGCGGCAGCUGCAGCGGCAGCGCUUGGACAAUUGAGUGGUCCGGCCGCAGCGGCAGCUUUGAGUGCCAGCGGACUUGGGAUGGGUGCACCGAUGGGCUUGUCCGGUCUCGGAGGAUUGGGUGCUUUGGGCGGCUUAGGCAAUCCAACCGGUCGUCUGGAUCCGCAUACACUGGGCGCAACCACUCUUAGUGCCACGCCUAGCAAUAGUCGUGACUCAUCGACGGACCGUGUUGAAGUGAUAAAACUACCGCCAACGAUCACCUCGAACGGCGCCUACAAUUUAUCGAAUAAAAACAAAGACUUGCUUGAUUUAACGGGCGACAAUAGCAGCGGUGCUGGUGUGAAUCUCAGCAUGAAAUCAUCCAGUUCCACUGCCACGACUAAUGCCACAACAGCAUCGUCAGCGCUAAUCGGUACCGCGGCCAAUCCCAUAAUGAUCGAGGAUUACGAUGCGCCAUUGAAUUUGUCCAUGAAACCCGCUGAUAAACAGAGUUCCUCCGCCUGCAUGUCAUCCUCGAUGGUGGGCGGCAGUAGCGACUACAAUAGUCCGGUGAAUAUGGGCGGCACUGUGGCGGUGCCUGCCGGCAGUGGUGGUUCGAAUAGUUUACAAAGCUUGACUUCGAUUACAGCAGCGCUGGGCGGUGGUAGUAGCACACCGCUGCCUGGUAGCGGCGCCAGCAGUAGUGGUGGCAAUGCGGGCAGUAGUGGUUCGGGCGGUUCCAGCGGCGGCGGUGGCGGUAGUGGUGGUGAACGUUCAGGGCAACCGCCUUUUAAGGAGGGGCGGCCGCGCAAUCUCGGACGCGGCGUGUCGAAACCGAAGAAAAACACCGUCGCCUCAUUGCUGGCACAGUCACGUGCUGUGGGCAUCAAACCGAUGCUAGCCACUCAGCAGUUGCUGCAGCAAGGCGCUGAUUUGGAGAAAAUCCGUCAAGCGCUAAAUGAAGCGAAUGCACAACUGGAUCUUUCGACCGACUCCGAAAGCGUUGCCGCCGAAAGUGGGCUCUCCGAGUCGGAGAGCGAAGAUGCCAACAUUCUAAAUGUAACCGAACUACGUGUGCCACUCGAUUUGGGUUGGAAGCGAGAGACAGUCAUACGUGGCCUAACCAAAGCGGGCCAGAUACGCGGCGAAGUCGUUUACUAUGCGCCUGGUGGCACAGUGCCGCUAAAGAACAUUGGUCAAGUGAUCUCUCAUUUGGAGAAGAAUCCAUCGAAGUUGACGCGUGACAAUUUCAGCUUUUCUUCACGUGCUAUAGUCGGUUCAUUCCUACAACCCGCACCACCGCCAUACGCCAACGAUGGCGAGUACAUACGCAUGACCGAUGAAGAUGUGGCGAAGCGUUUGGAGGAUUUGAAAAUAUUCACACGUCAAACUCUGAAUGUCGAGCAACGCAUCGAGAUUGCUAAGCAACAACAGGCCAUACGCGAUGCGAAGAAACAGCAGAAGGAGGAAAUGGCGCGCAACAAGGAAAAAGCACGGCAGGAAAAAAACGAGAAGCUUGAGCAGCAACGAAAAGAAAAGGAGUUAAAAAACCAGCAAAUGAUUGAGGCGCGCAAGAAGCGUCAAGAAGAACUAGAACGUAUCAAGCAAGAGGAGCUGCUCAAGAAACAACAGGAAAAAGAAAAGAAACGUCAAGAAGCUAUUUUAGCUAAAGAACAGGAACUCCAAAAACAAAAAGAAGCGUUACUUGCUGCCGAAAUGGAACGUGAACGCCGUCGUCAACAUAUGGCACUUGUGCGUCAGCUGGAGGCGCGUCGCAAGUUUGUCGAGCGUGAGAAGAAGAAGCAUCAAAUGAUUUUAGACCGUCUGAUAUUACGUGAGAAACGUAUGGCUAUACGAAAGCGUGAUACUGAAAUUUUAGCACAAAUAAGAAAACCCAAUGAGGACUCUGAAGUUGCACAUCCAUACGAGUUACCCGAAUUGGAACGCAUUGGAGGAAAUCGUUUGCCUGGGCAAGCGAUGGCUGAUCUGUUGAUGGUAUACGAGUUCUUGCAUAACUUCGGCGAAACCUUAGGAUUUGACAUGGAGUCACUGCCCAGUCUGCAGAAUCUGCACGAUGCACUGAUUAGUGACAGCAAUCCCGACGCGGAGGAAGAGCUGCUAUCUGUGAUGACUCAUUUGCUGGUGUGCGCCAUCGAGGAUCCGGGCAUACCGAAUCCGGGACGUCACACCACACUGCUUGGACAAUCGCUGCGUAACGCGGACAUCACGAAUUCGAAUGUUUCGGAGAUAUUACGCAUUUAUCUGUACGCCACCGCUACCGGUGAGAUACGUCAACUGCACGGUAUAACAAUGGAUCGUGAGCGCGAGCGUCGCAUACCCGAUCACCAUCAGGUGGACGCCGAUACGGCUUCGCAUUCCGGUAAAAAUGCCGAAUACUAUAAAUUGUUACAUGAAAACGAGACUUGGAAAUUAUCGCAUUCCCUGAAGAAUCGUCCGUUCGUCGCAUUGAAUCCCACACGAAAGGCACAAAUACUCGCACAUCUCUGUAACGACCUGCUCAUGAAUAAGGCAGUGUUGAAACAGAUCGACGGCAGUUUAGAAACAUGCGCGCAGAUGCGCAAAGAGCGAUAUAUGACCGACAUGAAGGUGCGCAAGUACAAAGCGCUGCAUCAACGCAAGGCACGUAUUGAGGCCUACGAGAAGGCACAGGCCGAACGCGAGGCCGCAAUGCAAGCAGCUAUUGCCGCACAGCAGAAAGCCGAUGCCGAGCGCAUGCAGAAGGAGGCAGAGGCAGCAGCGGCGGCAGCCGAAGCCGCAGCGAAUGCCGCAGCGGCCGCGACCACUAAUGCUGCGGAACAGGAGAAACAGUGUGAAGAGAAUGAUGGCGAUAGCGGGGCAGCAGUUGAUGGGGCCAAUGGUGGCGAAACCCCGGCUAAUAGUAACACUAAUAACGCCUCACCGGUUGAUGCGGAACAUAAUAACAACAACAGCAGCGGGGCCACUAACAAUGGUGAGCAUCACAACAAGAACGAGAACGAUAUAAGCGCAGCAAAUGUCGAGAAAAUGGACGUUGAUGGCGAUGUGACCAUCAUAAAUAAUUGCGAUGAAGCUAACACCGUGAAAAGCGAAAAGGAUAAUCAAUCACUACCUUUGCCCGCGGACGCUGGUGCACCAGCCAUAGUUGGCGCGAACAAUCUGGCUGAUUCAUCAUUGCCACAUGGGCUGCCCACGCCCGCGUUACCCAAUGUCUUCGAUGGACUUAAAUACGAUGUGAGUCCCACAAAGAGUUACAACAGUGACAAUGCGGUCACACCCAACAAGCAGGCGAAGCUAGAUGAGUCCGUUGUAUGUGUGCCUGCUUACCAGAACGGCAUUGCUAGCAUGCCAGCUGGCUUGCCGGGCGUUUGCACUACAACCGCAAUGGCACACGCUGCAACGCCGUCCGAUUUGAGUAAUCUGUUGCCGAAGAAGGCGGGCAACGAUGACCAGCCAAUAUCUACGGAUGUGGGACUGGACGAUGAUCUCAGCGAUUUGGAAUCGGAUAUUACAAAUGUUGAGGAGGACGAGGACACGCGUUUGAGUGCCGAUGAGCUGCAAAAGAAACUCGACAAGAUCUUGCGUGCGUCCAUGAAUUGCAAAGAGCUGCUCGAGAAGAGCACCAAUCAGUUGCGUGCCACAUGUUUCGGACAAGAUCGUUUCUGGCGACGCUAUUGGAAGUUGCCGAAGGCAGGUGGUAUCUUCAUUGAAGCGUUGGAAUCUGCACAGAACGAUAUAUUCCACUAUCAGGAAAUUUUGGAAGUGGAGGCUGAGGAGGCGCGUGCCGCUAAACUAUUGAACGGCGAAAGUGAGGCUAAGCAGGAGUGCAAGGAAGAGGAUGCCGAAGAGGCUGAUGACGAAGGUGCAGACACAGAGAAUGCCGAUGAAGGCGCUGAAGUCGAUUCUAAGGAGAGUGGGAACGCAUGUAAAAAUACUGAGGAGGAAGAUAAAAGCAUGGAAGCCACAGCUACAACGUUAACAGCGAAAGAGUCUGAGGAAAAGAUGCAAGUCGAUGACGUAGCCGAAGUGACCACACCCACUCCAAGUGUCAUCAACAACAACAACAAUACCAAUGGUAAUGUCUGCAACAUGACACCUACAGCGGUGAUUGACGAUGACGACGAUGACGUUGUGUUGACCAGCAAAGACGAACCGGAGAUUGUUGAUUUGCGCGAUGAUGAUGACGACGAUGAUGACGUCGUACACACCGCCACCAUACCGGCGCCGAAGCGCAUGGACAUUGAUGUGGACAACUACAUGAGCAAAAAGCCACAUGUCGAUGCGGCCACCAUCUCCACCAAGACCGACUUUGAGGCAGAGAUCAAAAUACCAGCCAUACCAGCUCAAUUCAAUGCAGCCAUUGCCGCUGCUGCCGCCGCCGCAGCUGCUGCAGCCAAUGCCAAUGCCACAAAUACCACGGUGACAAAUGCUAUUGGCGAUAAAAACUGUGAUAAAAAUGAGAUUGCAAUGUUGACGUCGUCAGCGUCUGGUUCAGCGUCGCCGAUGACGAUGCCAACACCGACAUCAACUCCAAUGCCGAUGCCAAUGCCAUUACCGAUGCCGCUGCCAGCAGCAACGGGCUUGCCAGUUAGCGCCAACAACACAAUAGUCAGCUACAACAGCAAUAACAACAGUAUCAACACAAUAACCAGUGGUACAGGCAGCACCGUUGGUGUAAUGGAUGUGAGCAGCACGACAGCCGCGAUUAUAGAUAGCGUCGUGAAGGCCGAGGACUUAAAGAAGGAGGACGACUGCAUUAUCGUGUCGGCCACGAGCGGCGAUGAUGCGCUCUUCAAACAGCCGGUAAAUGUCUCAGAUAAGUGGUUCUCGAUAUUCGAUCGCGAAUUGCCAUUAAUGUCGACCGAGCCGAUGGAUGAAGCCAGUCUCAAAGAGUACAAGAUGUCUAUCGCAAAUAUCUCAUGCGACUCUCUCUUCCAGACACAGGGCCAUCCGUGGGAGGUGCAGAAUGUCGUACCAUUUUUCAACGUGACACUGGACGAAUGCAAAGUGGACCCGACGAAAUUCGUGCAGGAGUGCAUACUCUCGCUUUCGGGCCUCGAUGAGAAACAGAUGGAGGCGAAGAUACGUGAAUAUGAGGAAAAAAUGGUAUUGGCAGCGAGCGCGCCAUCCGAAGGCGCAGAUGCAGAUACAGCGGUGGCAUCACCGUUUGACUCAAAAAACUGCCUUCCUCGUCAGCGAUUAAAGAGUGAGGAAGCCGCGGAGAGCGGUGAUGAGGAGGAAGAGGAUGAGCAAAAGUACGAAAGUGACUGCAAACCAUCCACCUCGGCGGCGGCUGCUGCGAAAUCAACCUCGUCACCAGUCAUCAAAACCGACGCAGUGAAAAGUGAGGAGAAUGAUGAAGAACGCACCGAAGAGAAGAAAUUCUUUCCAUAUUUAAAUGACACAAAAGUCGAGAGCGGUGUUGAUUGUAAGCCGCACAAGGACGUCAACGAUGCUGCCGCCGGCGAAGCCAAAGAGCACGACUUCAACACAGUCAGACUGGAAAUACGCAUGGACGAUAUCGCCGGCAUGUCCAUACAGAAUUUAGCCAAUAUGUCACUGCAAAAUCUCACCACAUUCCUGCAAUACGACGUGCAAACGCCGCUCUCAAUGACACCGGAAGAGCAACUGCAAUUGGAGAAGGUGAAGAAGGAGGGUUUCCCCAAAAAGUUGGUCGGUUCAUAUGUAUCACGUGACCGACGCUACGGCUGGUGGAAAGUGGACACCUUCGAAAUGUUGCAGCGCGUCAUCGAUUCGCUCGAUCCGAGUGGUUUACGCGAACGCGAUUUGCAAGAGAAUCUCUUACGCUUCAUGCAACAAGAAGAUCCGCCCACCAUCGGCAUCAAAUAUCCGUUAGCCAGCAAACCCGGAGAAGAUGUGCCAUAUCUGCAACCGGACAAGCCACACGACUGGAAUCCCAAGAUAGCCAAACGCACCGAACUGGCGCUGCUCGAUCAACUCGAAGCGCUGGAGGACAAAAUCGCCAGUGCCUCCAUGCAACUGAAGAACUGGCAGCUACCGCCGCGCAUCGAAAACGAGAUCAAUCUCGAGUUGGAGGAUGUCACCGAGGAAGAUUUCAUCAGCAUCAUACCAAUGAUACGCGAACGCAUCAUCGAUCUGGAGGCGAACAUUGAGCGUCGCUACUUGAAACCGCCGCUCGGCUCGCAAACCGGCGACGCGCAUUUGGCAGUGAUCGCACAAAAUCAGCACACCACCACACAGACACAGAACUCGGCGGCCGCUGCAGCGUUCCUCUUGCAAAUGCAACAACAACAGGCAGCUGCCGCACAACAACAACUCAUCAAUAUGCAAUCACAACAAACCCAGAACGUCAUCAACGCGUCGGCAUUCAAUGAGCGCGCUAUGGCUAUAGCGGCUGCCAAUGCCGCCGCAGCCGCUGCUGCUGCUGGCAAUGCGAGCGGCGAUGCUGCGGGCGGUCACACAGCCAAUACGAGCGGCAACAAUUCGGGCGGCGAUUCUCCGGCAAGCAAUUGUGACAGCGAGAAGGACGAGAAGGUGGAGAAUGUGCCGAAGGGCUUGGCUUCGUGGCGUGAUGCAGUCUCACGUUCGCACACCACCGCACAGCUGGCGAUGGCGCUCUACGUGCUGGAGUCGUGUGUGGCCUGGGACAAGAGCAUAAUGAAAGCGUACUGUCAGUUUUGUACAUCUGGCGAGAAUGAGGAUAAAUUGCUGUUAUGCGACGGCUGCGACAAAGGCUAUCACACCUAUUGCUUCAAACCGAAAAUGGACAAUAUACCCGAUGGUGAUUGGUAUUGUUAUGAGUGUGUCAAUAAGGCGACGAACGAACGCAAAUGCAUUGUCUGCGGUGGUUUGCGGCCCUCACCCGUUGGUAAAAUGAUCUAUUGCGAUUUGUGUCCGCGUGCCUAUCAUGCCGAUUGCUACAUACCGCCGUUGUUGAAAGUGCCGCGCGGCAAGUGGUACUGUCACGGUUGCAUCACGAAGGCACCACCGCCGAAGAAGCGCACGAGUAGCAAGCCGCGACGUGAUCGUGACUCCUCAAAGCGACGCGAUCGUCAUAGCAACUCGUCAACAUCAUCGAACAUAGAUUUGCAACAACAACACCAACAACAGCAGCAACAACAUCACCAGUACCAACAUCAGUCACAGCAUCAACAACAACACCAUCAAUUACAGCUCCAACAACAGGCUGCGGUUCUAGCGCAGGCGCAGGCCAUGGCAGCUGCCUCGGCGGAACACCACCUGCACAAUUCAUCACAGCUAUCGCUGAAUUCGUCGCAUGACGAGUCGAUGACGUCGUUACCGACGCCGCUCAGUCCAGCGCAUUCGAUUGCUUCCACCUCAUUCGAUGAACAGCACAAUAAUUCGAUUGAUGCGACGCGUUUUCAGUAUCAGCAUCAACAACAACACCAACAACAUCAACAGCAGCAACAGUAUCAACAAAUGGUUGGUGGUAACGCAACCACUCUUGCGGUGGGUAUGCCUGUUGGCGUUGGUGUAGGUAAGGGCGCUCCAACAACCAUGUUGCCAGAUGCUAGUGGCACAACAUCGUUGGUGCAUAACAAUAUGAUCGGUGCACAUUUGACGAACAAUGACCACGCGACAACAGAUAGUUGCGUAGAUGGCGCGCCUGCAAAUGCUCUAUUGAAUCCGAUAACUGGUAGCGUCAUGCCACCCAUGUUCAACAACGCGGCACCGAGUGGCUACGCCACGCCUCCAUCAUCACAGUUGUCACAAACUCCACAUGCACCACUGUCAGCCGGUGGCGCGUUGGUGCCACACGUUACGCCAACCACCUUGCCAACAGUAAGUACCGCCGUGGGUGGCGCGUCCCCCAUGCCCGUAAACUACAUGCCGCUAACAGCCAGUCAGCAACAGCAACUCGCUCAACUGCAAAUGAACAGUAAUGGUGGCGUGCAGUUGCCACCGCCAUCAUCACCAUACAAUGCAACGGCACAAUCGCCGUUGCCGCCGCCGACAUUGCUGCCGCCCACCAGCGCCAUCAGUACAUCGCCACAACCAGCCACAACACUACCGCUCAUUAUGCCUCCAACCGGCAUGGUUCAACAGCAACACCAACAGCCACAAUUGUCGCCGCUGCUGCAAUCGUCGAUUUUGUCGCCCCAACACAGCAGCAAUCAUGUACCGACAGCCAACCAAAUGCACUCGCCACGUGCCAGCACGCCAACGCAGCACUCACCACAAACGGUGGGCCACAACUCGCAGUCGCAAUCGCCGGCCACGCAUCAAUUUGGCGGCCUCUCGCCGAUGAGUCAAUGCGGCACACCACAACCACCACCGCCGUUGAAUAUACACGCGGUUCAGGAGGCAAAAGAGAAGCUGAAGCAGGAAAAGAAGGAGAAGCACGCCACCAAGAAGCUGAUGAAGGAGCUGGCCAUAUGCAAGACAUUGCUGGGCGAAAUGGAGUUGCACGAAGAUUCGUGGCCAUUUUUGUUGCCAGUGAAUACCAAACAAUUUCCGACUUAUCGUAAGAUAAUUAAAAAUCCAAUGGACUUAUCCACCAUCAAGAAACGCUUACAGGACUUGACCUAUAAAAGUCGCGAAGAUUUCUGCGUCGACGUCCGUCAAAUAUUCGAUAACUGUGAAAUGUUCAACGAGGACGACUCGCCGGUCGGCAAAGCGGGUCAUGGCAUGCGCAAAUUUUUCGAACUGCGCUGGGCUGAGUUGACCGACAAGCACUCAUGAUAUCAAAUGCAUCACCACCUCAAGUAUUCUAGUGAUUAAGUGAACACAAAGCUGAAGAAGAGAGAAGCAAAACAUACGAAAUUGAAACUAAAAAAUGCAGAAGCAGUGGAAAUUGAAAAAAAAUGAAAGAAGAAGAUAGAAAGAAGAUAUUGAAAAAGGAAGGCGUGACGAAUUAAAAAUUUUAAUUAUCAAAAAUAAAAAUAAAAGAAAUUCAAAAUUCUUUAAAAUUAAAAAUAAAAAACAAGUUUUAAGCAAAAUCAUAUGCAAUUUUCGGCACACAACAAAAACAAACAUUCAGGCUAAGCAUUAUACAUAAUUAUUAACAAUUGAAUGGAACAAGUGAAGCAAACAAUAUGAGAGACACUGAAGGCAUGCAGAUGAAGCAGUCACAACACAAUAAAAAGAAAGCAGAAGAGUAAACACUAACAGUGAUGUGGUAUUUAUAAAUAUACAUAUACAUACAUAUAUAUAGUAUAUAGUAAUGUGCAUACAUAUAUAUUGCAUAUAUGCAUAGUUGGUUAGGUAAGAGAAAUGUUGAUAAUAACUAAUGUAUUAUUAUCAAAACAACAAAAACAAAGAAAUUGUAACGAAAUAUAUCAGCAAUCAUGUAGAAGGCUAAAAGAAAGCUAAGAAAAGAUAUGCAUCAAAUAAACAAAGAGUAUUAAUUUUAAAUUAAAACUUCUUGUCUAGACAAAUGCGAGUGUAGAUAUGAGUUUGUUGUAGUGUGGGUCAAAGGUAUGAGGAUUUGUGGAAAUUUUAUUUUUUUGAGGGAGAAUUAAAUGUUUUUAGUGUGAGUAAAUCUUAAAAAUUAUAAUUAUAAAAAUUUAAAAAAAAGUUUAAUUAUAAAACAAUAAUUUAUUAAAAAUUGAAUUUAUUUGAAUUAAAUUUUUUUUAAUUUGAGAAUUUCUUAUAUUCUUAUAUUUUUAUUUUAAAUUUUUAAUGUUAAUAAUAAUUUGAAAAAUUUAAUAAAAAAUUAAGUAAAAAAAAUUAAUAUAAAUUUUAUAUAUGAAGAAAAAUUAAUUAAACAUUUUUAAUUCAAAGGAAAAUACAAUUAUUUAUUUUUAGCCGAAUUACAAAGUUUUUUUAUUUGUAUUUCUAGUUUUUUAUAUAUAAAUAUAUUUUAUUGCUUUUUAUUUUUUUUAUCUUUAUAUUUUUUUAACUUUUUUUCAUAAUUUUUUUUUUUAAUUUUUUUAAACCACUUUGGCCCACCUAUUUGUAGUUCAACAUACAUACAAACAUGUUUUUUUAACUUAUAUAUAUUUUUUUGUAAUUUUUUGUAUUUUUUUAUAUUUCUGAUUUCUUUAAGUCACUGUCACACUCAAAAUAUUGACAUAAAAGCGCACACACACAUGCAACUUCCUCACAAGUCGAGCGUUUUAGUUUGCUAAUUAUUUACAUACAUUUACUAGUAUUACUUUAACGCCAGCGCUGCUGCCGCUGAAUUUGUUGGUAGCUACUCGCUAAAUAUUUUUUUUAUAUUUUUUAUACAUACACAGAGACACAUAAACACACCGUUGGUGGGUAAACACUUGUAAAUAUUGAGAAAAAAAUCAUAAAAAAUAAGAAAUGCAAGAUAAAGCAGCUUUCCAUUAAAAUAAAGAACAAUUUAUGCAUACAUACAUACAUAUUUAUAUAUACAUAUAUAUACAAUUUACUGCAUGUAUACAAUAUACACCCAACGAAGAAAUGAAAUAAAAUUGCAUAAUAAAUAAUAAUAAUAUUUACAUACAUACAUACAUUACAUAAUAAAUUAAAUAAUUUUAGUUGAUAUUAGUAGCGAAUACUUUUAAGCGUACAUAUAUGAAUAAAUUAUAAAACAAAAAGAAAAAGAGAAACAAAAAUUAUUAAUAUUAAUAAUUAAUGAAAAAUUAUUAAUUAAAAAAAUAUAAUAUGUAGAAACGAAAUUUAAUUUAAACAAAAAACAAACUAAAAGUAUUUUCCAACUGGGCAACUGCGCUGCAUGUAGCAAAACAAAAAAAAAAAACAAAAACAAUGAACAAUGAACAAAUAAUUUAAAGUAAACGAAAAAAGAAAUUAUUAAAAAUAAUAUAAAAAUUUAUGUAAACACAAUACACGACACUUGAGUAUUUUUUAAAAGUUAAAAUUAAAUUUAAUUAGUUUAAAGGAAACACUUUUAUUCAAAACAAAAAAACAACAACAACUCGUAACACUUAAGCCAUGCAAAAGCAGAAUAUUAAAAGCAAAAACAAAAACAAAAAUCGAAAAUAAAAAAUCGCAAAAUGUCAAAAGAAAACAAAACAAAAAAGAAGCAGCAGCAUAUAAGGAACGUACAAAAGCGAACGCAAACUUUUUACGCUACAAAACACGCCCCCUAAAACCCACACACAUACAUACAUACAUGUACUCACGCUACAAACACACACGACUCAUACAUACAUACAUAUGUACCACCAGCAGCAUUACCGGCAACUCAAAAUACCGUUAAAAUACACUUAGUAAGCUUACAACUCUGUUUAAACACGCAACAAAAAACAACAACAACAA
This is a messenger RNA of Zeugodacus cucurbitae (melon fly), 16182 nucleotides long. RefSeq lists its product as uncharacterized. The coding region runs from base 2785 to 13677 and encodes 3630 amino acids. The record is from RefSeq and is a predicted model, not a curated record. The transcript has 21 exons. Gene Ontology annotation, molecular function: protein binding; DNA binding. NCBI's taxonomy places the organism in Eukaryota, Metazoa, Arthropoda, Insecta, Diptera, Tephritidae.